Molecule: messenger RNA, 198 nt
Organism: Ascochyta rabiei
Lineage: Eukaryota; Fungi; Ascomycota; Dothideomycetes; Pleosporales; Didymellaceae
Exons: 1
Coding region: 1-198 (65 amino acids)
Source: RefSeq, a predicted model, not a curated record
AUGAAGUCUCCGCCCCUCAGGUCGGCAACGAAACUUAAGGCCAAGUCAUCAGACAUCAGUACCGAAAUUGCAUUUGACUUUACUCCCGGCGUUCCUAGCGCAGCAAUAUACCUGCCACAUAGCCAUUGGCUACGGACCGCCUCGCUUAACCGGGAAAAGCCUUCGACGUCUCUUCUAGAUUGCUUAAUCUGGUCUUGA